AUGGCAGGAGCCGAGGUCGUGGUGAAUGCAUGGAAAGGAUGGGGUCUCCAAGCGCUGGUGCUGCUCAGCUUCAUGCUCCAGGUCACUCUCCUCAUCUUGGCGGAGUUCCGCCGGUUCAUCAACUCGGGCGUGCUAAGGGUCUUCGUUUGGUUAGCCUACACGAUGGCCGACGCAACGGCGAUCUACGUGCUCGGCCAUAUGUCGGUGACCAGCAUGUCGCCGGAGCAUGAGCUGAUGGCGUUGUGGGCGUCGUUCCUGCUUUUGCACCUUGGCGGGCAGGACAACAUCACCGCCUACGCCAUCGAGGACAACCGGCUGUGGCUGCGCCACCUGCAAACACUCGCCGUGCAGGUGGCAGCAGCUGCAUAUGUCAUCUACCAGUCAUCCAACCUUGGCAGGCGGUCCUUGCUCUGGCCGGCCACCAUUCUCGUGUUUGUGGUGGGCGUUCUCAAGUACGGGGAGAGAGUGUGGGCGCUGAGACGCGCUAAUAGCACCCCAGCAGGCCACAACUACCGGAGUAUUGAAAGGUUUUCGGUGCUUCGGUCAUACAAUUUUAAAGACGUGGCAAGUUCAGGUGGCAAGCAGGCCAGAGGUGUCCUGGAUACGGAAGCCUUCCUACAAAUAGCUCACCAACUGUUAGAAGUUCCCAAGGAAUUGUUGUUGGAGGGGUCAUUACCCACUGAAGGUUUAGGCACAGAUCUGAGUGCGGCGGAGGUGUACAAGGUGGUGGAGAUGCAGCUCUCGCUGAUGCACGACGUCUUCUACACCAAGACACCGGUGAUGCACAACUGGCAUGGCCUCUGCAUCCGUAUAACUUCCCUGGUAGCCACCGUCAUUGCCUUAUUGCUGUUCCAGUUAUCAGGUGAUCACAAGAACUUGUACAAGGGUCGUACAUUAGAUGUUGCUGUCACUUAUGUCCUAUUGGUUGGAGCCGUCAUCCUGGAGAUCACAUCAGUGCUGAGGGUCAUGUUCUCGAGCGGGACAUACGUGCUCCUGAAAGGAUGGAGUAGCCCGGUAUGGUAUCUGCUUGCCCGUGUAGUUGCAUCUCUCCGCCGGCUUGUCCAUGCAGCAGAGUGGAGAAGAAGGCGCUGCUGGUCGCGCUCCAUGGGGCAACACAACAUGAUUCAGUUGUGCGCUCGCAGCAAGGCCAGCCGAAGAAGCAAGGUGGCAAGAUGGAUCGGAGUCGAGGACUCGUGGAACAUGCUGUCCUACUCGACGUCCAUCCCCGUGUCAGCCUUCAUCGAGCAGCUGAUGGUGAAGCAGCUGCUCAAGCUCAGGAAUAAUGGAUGGAGCCCAGAUGAAAUCAUCAUGGCGGAGGGCCGGGAGGCUCUGCAGAGAUGGGGACUGUACGGGCGCCUGGACUGGAGUGUAGAGGAGAGCAUAGUCGUCUGGCACCUCGCGACUGACCUCUAUCUAUCUUGGUGGAAGGAGGAGCGACCAAAGGGCACCGGCCGGCAGGACGACGACGCUGACCUUUCCAAGGCGGUCGAGGCGCUGUCCAAUUACAUGAUGUUCCUCCUCGCAGCACGUCCCAGCAUGUUGCCGCCCCCUGCCGACCGUAAUGCCUAUGUCCAGAUGUGCUAUACACUGCUGCCCUCAAAAAAAUUAAAAAGACGCACUUUGGUCAUGCCUGCUCUGGAGUACAUCUCAGCCGGGGAUUUAGUCAGCUCAUUGCGGCUCCUUGGGAACUCAUUGGUCGCUGGAUCGAUUACAUUUGAAUCCACUUUUCCAGUAAUAGGCAGAUACGAUGCGGAAACAUCCAUUACAGGAGCUAUGCUUGGUGCAAGGCUCAUCGGCGAGGAUGAGUUAGCAGGCUCGUCCCCAGGUGACAUGCUGAAGCUGAUCGUCCAAGUUUGGUUGGAGAUGCUCUUCUACGUGGGCAGCCGAUGCAGCGCCUACUCCCAUGCCAAGCAGCUCAGCAACGGCAGUGAGCUCAUCACGGUCGCUGCUCUCCUAGUCAAAUACAUCACACGAGGUAUGACCACGGGCGUUGUUUAA
Messenger RNA from Triticum aestivum (bread wheat), 1998 nucleotides. RefSeq lists its product as uncharacterized. The record is from RefSeq and is a predicted model, not a curated record. The coding region runs from base 1 to 1998 and encodes 665 amino acids. The transcript has a single exon. NCBI's taxonomy places the organism in Eukaryota, Viridiplantae, Streptophyta, Magnoliopsida, Poales, Poaceae.